This is a messenger RNA of Desarmillaria tabescens, 778 nucleotides long. RefSeq lists its product as uncharacterized. NCBI's taxonomy places the organism in Eukaryota, Fungi, Basidiomycota, Agaricomycetes, Agaricales, Physalacriaceae. The transcript has 4 exons. Bases 191 to 691 code for a protein of 166 amino acids. The record is from RefSeq and is a predicted model, not a curated record.
UCGACGCUAUAGAACCAGCGCGGCUGUUGCGAGAGAAAUAUCAGCUUCUAGUUCUGCAUCAUGACAAGCUCGGGGUACGCUUUAUCUGAGAGCGCUAGUGGCCGAGGAAGUAUUGUCUACUACCAUCUUUGUCGCUUUUAGAACAGCCAUUCAAUCGAUUUACAGCACUCUUGACCUUCUCCAGGCCAGAAUGGCGAGCGCAAGGCGUGUUAUCGGUUGUUUCCCAUUCAGUGGUAUCGGCUGUGCUUGUUCAUCACGCCAUGCAAUACGCUUCCCCCUUCCCUUAUCCCCGCGCAGUAUGAUACAUAUAUGCAACGGCACCAUUACGGUAUCGUUUGGAUGUCUUGCUUGUCGCUCCCCGUCUUGUUACUCGGGCGCAAGCCUUUCAGACAACAACAGCCAUCUCCUGUCGUUCCUCGUUUCCACUAGGCUGUCUGAUAUAGCGUCUGAGUUUGUUCUUGAGACACGGACGCCGCAUGCGCGCGCCAUUUUAGCAUUCUUUCCUUCAUAUCCCGACGUACGUACUCUGUUCGGCAGGCUAAUGGAUACAGAGGCUAUGCUUACGAAGUCGGCUAUCAAGAGGUUGAACAAUGUCGUUGCCGUCCUUUUCUUUCCUAUUCCAUGUAAGCCACUGCUUGUGCGCCGUAUGAUUCCAUUUCACAGAAUUCCGCUAGUCAACGCUUUCAUGUAAUACUGCGCACCUGAGCUGGCGACAGAGAAAACCCCCGAGAGACGGAAGUUGUGUCAGCUGUGUUAUCGAUUCUGAGAUGUGACGAGC